GCUGGUGAUCAUGUGUGAUUUUAUUGUCACAGUUAAACAUCACAUUAAGAAUAAUUAAGAAAAUAUAAGACAGAUCGAAGUAAAUGAAAUGUAUUCAGGGCUACCAACAAGACAGCCCAGGCCGCAACACUCUGCUAAAUUGUGACGAAGUUCUGGCUGUGGCAACAGCUUCAGACAAAGCGCAUACUCAGAAAAGGAAGAGGUUAAAGGAAACAGGACAUGCCAGUCAGAGGAAAGCGACGCUCUAGAGGACAUUGCUGAGCUACGCGUCCUGAGUAAAAUAAUGACUCGCCUGCAAGUCCUCGUUCCGUCGUCACCGACAACGGCGAACGAACUAUGUCGAAUUCAUAGCGAAAUAUUUCUGGAAAGACUUCAGCGGUUCGAUAUGUGGGCUCUGAAAAUGUUUGAUUCAUCUGCUAAGCUUCCCGCCGGACUUCUGAACGGAAAUGUCAAUCAGUAUGGGGAUUUCGACCAGUGUCUGGACGUAGCAGAGGAUCUGGACCCCGUUGUGUACUCCCACCUUGAGGAUCAUCACAUAGCCGGGAAAUUCUGUCUGGCGCACCUGGACAUGGGUGUGAGAAGCACCACUAGGUCCAACCCGAUUCUGAAGGAAGUGGACGACCUCGUGCAUGCACAUCGACCUAUUAUUAGCACCGUAAAUGACCCGGGCCACCGUAUCGCACGAUUUUCAACAGUGAGCUGGGGUUUCUGCGUUCCGGUUUCCUGUUCAGCGGAAGACCUAGAGAAGUCCCUGAUCGAGUCCCUCGAAACCCUUCUCAAGGACACUCCUGUUACUCUGAGCGUCAAGGUCGAUCCGGACAUGUGUUACGUCAAGGACUUGCAGCCAAUUACGGCUGGAACCAAAGUUACCGUAGCUUUAUUUAUAUUUAUUCUUGGUCUUGUGGGAUUCGGUACUUGGAUAGACACAGGUCAACGUUCUCCGAAGGAAGCAAAGACUGUAAGACUGUUGAAGGCUUUUUCGCUGAAGAAGAAUUUUCGUACAUUACUGAAAACAGAAAACGUCUCAAACGAUUUCGCCUGUCUGCAUGGGAUAAGAACACUAAAUGCAGUUGCUUUAAUUGUCUUCCACAAGUCAGUGGCUUUGUAUUUCAACCCAUAUGUUAACAGAACGUAUAUGGCUGAGACAUUCUCAAAAAGCUGGUCUGUCAUUGGAAGGACGUCGAUUAUCUACACAGAUUCGUUUAUAUUUAUCAGUGGUUUUCUUACGUCUCACAGCCUGCUGGCAGAACUCGAUUCAAACAAGAAGAUUAAUAUUUGCAGAAAAUAUUUUUCACGAUAUAUGAGAAUCACGCCAAACCUUGUGGCCGUAAUUCUGUUCUGCACGCACAUUUUGAAUCAUCUUGGAUCCGGACCGCAGUGGAAUCUUGUCGUAAAACGCCAUUCGGACUUCUGCCAGAGGAACAUGUGGAGGAAUUUAUUGUACAUACAUAACUACUUCGGUUUUGAAGACAUGUGUCUGACCCACACCCAUCAGCUGGCAGUUGACAUGCAGUUGUACGUCGUGACCCCCAUCCUGGUCUACGUGCUGUGGAGUAGACGCUGGCUUGGUUUGUCGACCGUGGUACUGACAUGCACCGUUUCGUCCAUUCUGCGUUACGCUGUCACAUACGACAGAAAAUUAAGUACCGUUGUGUACUUUGGCACACCGGUCUCGCAGUUCUUUGAUACCGCUAGAUUAUCAUACUCCUUGCCUACACACCGAGCGUCUAUGUACCUGUUUGGGGUUGCUGUGAGAUACCUGAUUCAUGAAACAAAACCGAAAUUUUCUCUAAAUAAGAUUCAGAUUUUGACCGGCUGGAUCGUAUCUGGCGCAAUGGGUCUCCUAGCAAUGUGCGGGCCAUACCACAUGUCGUUUCCCAGCUACCGAUAUAGCCCGCAAGAGGCAGCACUGUACAGCGCACUAUCUCCAAUUCUGUGGGGCGCGUUCCUAGGCUGGCUCACAUUUGCUGAAUCAAUGGGAUAUUCAGGUAUUUUGGGCCGCGCUCUGUCAUGGAAAGGAUUCGCUGUGUUCGCCCGCAUUUCCUACAGCGUGUAUCUCACACAGUUUCCCAUUUUUUUCUACAAUGUUGGUACUAGACGAACUGCCACCUCAUACAGUCCACACUUACUGUUUGAAGUGGGAGAAGUUGCCUCCAUAAUUCUGGCAUCGAUUUUAUUAACUCUUGUCAUUGAUCUACCAUUCCAGGAAGUUAAGAAAAUUUUAUGGAAGGAAGAGCCAAGGAUAUUUCAAGAAACCAAGGAAUCUAAGAGCCAAGAAUACGUCACCGAAAGCAAUUGAAUCUCUGAAAAGAAAAGAGAAGACAACAUAAACAAACAACAAGAGCUCAAUUAUAUCCAUAUCUUUCUCAUCGAGUGAAACAGAUAUGAAGAUUGACAAUAAAAUGUUUGCAUGAAGGUGGAAUGCUCAAUCACUGCUGCCGCGUCCUGCCAUCUACACGGAAACGACUGAAAGUUAGAAAUUCCCACAUGGACUUGCCCAUGAGCUGUAGCGUGUUUUAAUUUCUUUUUAGAAGUUAACUUUUUUCAGCCGUUCUGACUCAUUUACCAUUCUAACGUUCUUGGAUUAUAUAAUACAAGGAAAUUAUAAACAAUUUUAAUGGCAAUUAAAGUAUUUGUUUAAAAUAAGA
Molecule: messenger RNA, 2648 nt
Organism: Zootermopsis nevadensis
Lineage: Eukaryota; Metazoa; Arthropoda; Insecta; Blattodea; Termopsidae
Source: RefSeq, a predicted model, not a curated record